Salvelinus namaycush (lake trout) is the source of this 3636-nucleotide messenger RNA. RefSeq names its product nuclear receptor subfamily 5 group A member 2-like. NCBI's taxonomy places the organism in Eukaryota, Metazoa, Chordata, Actinopteri, Salmoniformes, Salmonidae. Gene Ontology annotation, cellular component: RNA polymerase II transcription regulator complex. Gene Ontology annotation, biological process: regulation of transcription by RNA polymerase II; tissue development; hormone-mediated signaling pathway. Bases 72 to 416 code for a protein of 114 amino acids. The transcript is spliced from 2 exons. The record is from RefSeq and is a predicted model, not a curated record. Gene Ontology annotation, molecular function: nuclear receptor activity; RNA polymerase II cis-regulatory region sequence-specific DNA binding.
CCAUUCCCCCUCUCCUGCAGGUGGAUUAUGCUGUAAUUGCCUCCCAAGCCGGAGCUACUCUAAACAACCUGAUGAGCCACGCUCAGGAGCUGGUGGGCAAGCUGCGCUCCCUGCAGCUGGACCAGAGGGAGUUCGUCUGCCUCAAGUUCCUGGUGCUGUUCAGCUUGGACGUGAAGAACCUGGAGAACUUCCACCUGGUGGAGAGCGUCCAGGAGCAGGUGAACGCGGUGCUGCUGGACUACGUUAUGUGCAACUACCCCCAGCAGACAGACAGGUUUGGCCAGCUGCUCCUGCGGCUGCCUGAGAUCCGGGCCAUCAGCCUCCAGGCCGAGGAGUACCUCUACUACAAGCACCUGAACGGAGACGUGCCCUGCAACAACCUGCUUAUCGAGAUGCUACACGCCAAGAGAGCCUGAUGAGACUGCAGAUGGGAUCCUGAUCAUUUGGCUGUUUUGUUGGUUCGGACCAAGUCCUUACCUGCAGAACAGAAACCGACCCAGAACAGACUCCUCCCAUGUUAAAGUUAGACUUAGUGAUUCUGGGGCAGGAGGCAUCCGUCCUUCUCAUUUAUCGUAAAGACAUGCAGAAAUGGACACCCACACUUCCACAUGCUGUGCACACACAUACACACACACACACACGCGAGCACACACAUACAAACACAUUUAGGCACACACUCACACACACACACGCGUUCAAAUGCAUACAAUAUGCAUAUAUAUUACACACACACACACACACAUCCCUUCACUCUAAGACAGAUGCGUCUGGAGCUCUGGGUAAAUCUUCCAGAGACGGAGAGAAACAGCUGAAAUGCUUGAGAACUGUCCAUUUGUCUCAUGGGACAUGGAAGAUACCUUUUGUCUGUUUUUAAUAAAAACACAAACCAUCAAGGUGAUACAAGGACCAACGGACUGUAACUGAAGGAACAAAACCAAUGAGUAUUCUAAACCUCUCACACUGUUAAAGGGUUUUGAGCAACGACGAGAGAGAGAGAGAGAGAGCCAACCACCUUAUGAUCACAGACCCUAUGAUGUCUGUGGUGAGGGCUUCAAAGGGGAGCAGGGAUUUUGGCUGAAGGAAUUUAGAGCACUCUUUUUUUAGACUGGCCCAUGGUUGGCAGGGUUGGUAAUGUAUUGGGCUGUAUUGGGUACUGUAUUGGGCAGCCCAGAGCAGCCUGUCAGCUGGGCAAGAGUCUCUUUUCGUCACCUGGUUCAAAGACACACAGUCUGCAUGGCUAAUAGGCCAGACAGACAGACAGACAGCAAUAGAAAACAGCUGAAAAGGUCAGACCCUGACAGAGACUCAUAUGAUGGUCAGUAAGUAUUUUUUGAUCCCUCGUUAAAAAAAUAAAAAUAAAAAAACCACAAAGAACAAAAUGUAUGAAAACUUGACAGAACAAAAAAAGAUAAGAUAUAAAAAAACAUUUUAGAAAAUGGCAGUUAUUUCCUCCUCUUGGUCAUUGAUGCUCCUCUUUGUAACCACCCUAUAAUCUCCCUCCAACCUUCCCAAAACGGUUCUUUACAUAAGUAAAACACAUUUUACACACCAUAGAUAAGUAAUUAGAAAAUAAUUUUAUGGUUGUACCCCCCAGGAGGAGAAACUCUGCCUUUUGUCUGAACAGACCAAAGCUUGCUGCAGAACAUCAAACAAAAAUGUAACAAAACCUUAACUAUCAGUAUUAUAAAUUUGUGAUGUCACAGUCAUGUGAGUCUUGCCUUAUUUCAUUACCAUGCUAGCUAACCGUGCAGAUGUGAAUGAAAUUAUGUACAAAUAUAUAUAAAGUAUUAAAGGUUAUAUACAUUUUAAAAAUUCAAUAAUUCAAGAUGUGUUUACGUUCAAGCUGUCCCGUGGAAGAGAACUGUGAGGAAGUAAAUUGCAAAGCAAUGAUUUACAGAAAAAAACAAAAAACACAAAAUAGAUUCUGGUGUGCUUUCUUUGGUGUGUACAGUGUUAUACCGUUUAUUUCUAGUUGUUUCUUUAACCAGUACUUAAUUAUGUUGUGAGACACAAAAAAUCAGAAAGGAAUCUCACUUAAAAUGUCAUUUCUAACAGUUUUUUUCUGUUGGCAUUCAAAUGUUUUUGCAUACUGUGUAAGAGUUUCGGGCACUUGUUUUUUGUUGAACUUUUUAAAAUUAUUUUUCAAUGUUCUACCUUUCGGUAUAUGUCACUGGUUACGCUUAAAAAUGAAAAUAACUUAUUGCAUCUUGGUUUUGUCCUUUUGUGUGUUAUAAGCACAAGGCGACAAAUCCAAAUAUAUUUGUUUAGUGUUGCAUGUUAUGUUUUUUUACUUAUUAUCGAUGCAGUUCAGGAACAAAACAAUGAUCUUCAUAAUGAUCUCCGUAAUUUAGUUUUUAUUAAUUGUCUAUUAGGAGUCUGAGCUUUAAAUUAGAAAAAAUACACACCUCUCCAAAUAUAUUUGGACAGUGAAGCGAAAAUGUAAAAUGUGUCUUUUUACUCCAUCAUUCUUUUAUACUAAAACAAUUGCUCAGAGAAAUAUAUUUUGUCUAACAAUUAAUAAUACAUUGUUUUAUAAAAAAACUAGGGGUCAAAAUUAUCUUGAUCAAAAAGGUACCAAUAAUGAUGGACCUGACUGUAUGAAAAUACCCUCAAAUAAAAGCUGACUGUUCUGUCGCCUUACAUUAAACAUUUUAUCUAAAAUCUAAAAGGCUGGAGUAUUGAUACAAAUUUUAAAAUGUAGCUUCAUUGUCUCAAUAAAUAUGUAGGGGAGUGUAAUUAUUGUAUUUAAGUUAAUGGGUAUGACUGACACUGUCCUUGCAUCAGUUGUUUCGUAUUGAAUUUCAACUAGCUUCACAUUUCUGUGCCGUUUGUUCUAUACCAAAGACGGCAUUGGUCCCGUGAGCUGUGCUUACCUGUGAUGUGUUGUAACUGAACGAACAAACAGCUUUUCCCCCCAGCCGUCCAGAUGUUUGAGCUGUGGUUACCUGUGAUGUGUCGCAAUUGAACGAACAAACAGAUUUUCCCCCCAGCCGUCCAGAAGUUUGAGCCGUGGUUACCUGUGAUGUGUCGUAACUGAACAAACAGUUUUCCCCCCCCCCAGCCUACCUGAAGUUUGGCAUUUUGUAAUGUCAGUUUGUAGAAUUAUAUUACUGUUGUCUUACACACUUUUACCAAACACUGACUUCAUAAGGUCCCCAAUCAUUUGUGAUACACACAAACCUGUCAAGUAUAUAUUGUAUAUGAUCGUCUGCAUUUAAGUCAUCGAUGUCAAAAUCGAUCAAGUCUUUUUAACGAUGCACUAUGGUGAAAAACAAAAACACUGAUAUUGAAAAACAACACUCAAAUAUACAUUUAUUUUAAUGUUUUUAUUUUUAUAUUUGUUUUGGCAUGAAUCUGCUUCCAUAAUUAACUGUGUGUAUUGAUUGACCAUCUCUAUCAGUCCAUUCUCAUUCUGCGGGUUCUGGUAAAGUUCUGCAGCUGCCUUGGAUGUCCUCAAACACACGCACCACUCUUGAACGUGCUGACCCUCUACUUGUCUAUGACCCCCCCCCCCCCCCCCCCCCCCACCGCGCUGCCAUACUGCCACCCUUUCAUGUCACUUCCUGGUCUGGGGAGUUCUUUCAAAGCUGAUGGACUUUUUCCUCAUAUUUCAAUAAAUAAUUAUAUGCCAACAAC